Drosophila simulans is the source of this 459-nucleotide messenger RNA. It is a transcript of the gene Obp57e, whose product is annotated as general odorant-binding protein 57e. The coding region runs from base 1 to 411 and encodes 136 amino acids. The transcript has 2 exons. Gene Ontology annotation, biological process: sensory perception of smell. The record is from RefSeq and is a predicted model, not a curated record. NCBI's taxonomy places the organism in Eukaryota, Metazoa, Arthropoda, Insecta, Diptera, Drosophilidae. Gene Ontology annotation, molecular function: odorant binding.
AUGUUGGACCGACUAACACUGCAUUUAUUGUUAAAUUUUCUGUGCGCAAAUGUUCUUGCUAACUCUUCAGUGUUUAAUCCGUGUGUUUCGCAAAAUGAAUUAUCUGAAUAUGAAGCCAACCAAGUGAUGGAGAAAUGGCCAGAUCCGCCCAUCGAUCGGGCUUACAAGUGCUUUCUAACGUGCGUCCUUUUGGAUUUGGGCCUGAUUGAUGAACGGGGUAAUGUGCAGAUCGACAAGUACAUGAAAUCCGGAGUGGUGGACUGGCAAUGGGUGGCAAUGGAGUUGGUAACGUGCCGCAUAGAAUUCAGCGACGAAAGGGAUCUGUGCGAGCUUUCAUAUGGAAUCUUCAACUGCUUCAAGGAUGUAAAACUUGCGGCCGAGAAGAAUGUUUCAAUUAGUAAUGGGAAAUAGAUUCAUUAUAUAUAUUUCAUUAUAUUUGAAUAAAAUGAUUAAUAUGUA